Molecule: messenger RNA, 2124 nt
Organism: Eutrema salsugineum
Lineage: Eukaryota; Viridiplantae; Streptophyta; Magnoliopsida; Brassicales; Brassicaceae
Exons: 4
Coding region: 1-2124 (707 amino acids)
Source: RefSeq, a predicted model, not a curated record
AUGUCAAACCGUUCCGACGACUCGUUAGAUCCGCUUUACCACUACGAGCCGAGCCGUAUAGACGCCGAGGCAAGGGGUGCGAUGGAUUCUUCCGAGGCGUCUGCUUCGCCGAGCCGUUCUCACCGUCCAUCUGACGAGGCGUCAAAUGAUGAAAACCCAUCAGAUGUCGGCUCUCCGGAUGGCGAGCCGUCGGUUUCGACGAGCCAUCCCCAGGAUCCCGCUCCUAACGAGGGCAUUAACCGAGCCGCGCUCAAGGCCGAGGAGGAGGCAUUUCCCUUUGAUCUUUUCGAGGCGAAGCUUGAGUUGGAACGCCUCCUGGCGUCCCGAGGUGCUUCCACAUCUGGGCGAACGCCGAGAGUUAAGAGGCAAAAACCCGACCCGCCUGGGUCUUCACUCUGCUCCCUUGAGUCGCUCGAAGUGCUGAGGCAUCGCUUCGGAAUAUCCGAGGCGGUAGAGUUCGUUGUACCAGAGAAAAGCGACCGCGCCGACAACCCUCCAGUGAAUCAUUUCACUCUGUACGAGGCGUUUUUCGAGCUUUGCUUCCUCUGGUUCCCAAUCCCCGGAGUGAUCCUCGAAUACUUUUGGAAACAUGGGAUCUCGAUCGGGCAGAUUAUGCCGAGGGGACUGCGGCAUAUGAUCGGCAUUUUAGUCCGAAGCUUCAAAUGCGGUCUUGACAUUGAGCUGAACCACCUGCUGAACUUGCUGGAAAUCAGGAAGGCUCCGAAAGGAAACAGUUCGGUGCUAUCUUCCCCCGAUUCCCGACUGUUCACCGUUCGAGAUUCUCUUUCGGCGCGGAAGGUUAACUGGAGAAAGAAUUUCACCCUCGAGAGGGUAGAGAAGGCGCGAGCCAUUCUUGCAGGAGUUCCCGUCAGCUCUUCAUCCUCCAGUUCCUCCAGAGAUACCUGCGAAAAGAUGGUGAUCUUAACCCUCCGAGAAAGGAAGAGACGCGAACAGGAAGAAGCCGCUAGACGAGCUGCCGAGGCGGCUCGGGCGCAGGCCGAGGUGGUUCCGGCGCAAGCCGAGGGCAAAAUUGUUCCCGAGGCGUCUGGGGGCGAUUCAGCGGUUCGGAACAAAGAGCCUUCGAACUACGCUAUUCUAACCCUCCCGAAGUCGACGAGGCCCCCGACUUCCGUCGUGCAGAAACACGACCCGAGCCGAAAACGUUCGGCUGCUGAUAAAGCGAAGGGGGUCGCUGUUGAGAGGGACGAGCCGUCAAAGAAGAGACGGAAGCCGACGUCCGGAGAAUCCGCCGCGCGCAAGUUGGUCGUCGAUGACCCCGACGCCUCCACCAUAAUGUUCUCGCGUGUAAAUAACGCGAACACGCGUCUUCCUUCUCCGGAGAAGUUGAGGAGGCCGAGGUCCUACGGCGCAAUGGCGCAGCGCGGGACCAAGUUUGUCGCGGCCAUUAACGACCUAAUGGCCGAGUACGAGGCGGACCUGUCUAAGGUUGAACGUCGCUUGGCCGAGGCCAAAAUUGAGUCCGCAUCGUCGAAAACGAAGCUGGAAGAGGCUCAGACCGAAGCCGCAGCGGUAAAGGGGAAACUGGACGAGGCGACGGCCAGGGCGUCCAGGCUGGAAGAGGAGAAGAUCGUCCUGCGUGCAAACGUAGAUAAACUCUCCGCCUCGAUCAUUCGCCUUGAGGAGGCGAGGAGAGCCAAAAGUGCCGAGGUGGCGAUGCUGAAGAGGCGUAUCGAGGCCAAGGAUGCCUUGUUUGAUGCUAAGGUCAAGAGGGCGAAAAAGAAGGCGAGGCGAGAGCUUACAGCGAAGUUUCAAGAACGCCUCGCCAAGGUGGAGGAGGGUCUGGUUCGGCUUGAAAAAGCCAAGAAUGACGAGAAUGAUCUGGGACAGAUUAAGGGCAAUCUGGCGAUGAUUGCCGACCUGAAGAAACCAGAUGCCCCGACGCUCGACGACGAGGAAGCAAAGCUGAAAAGCUGGGAAAGCGAGUAUGCCGACGAAGGGGCGUACAAGCGCAUUGCUUCCGAGAUUCGGGGCGAGCUGUACUAUUCCCCCGUAUCGCCGGACUCGGUCGACACCACCUUCGGGAACAAGCCGCUCAAAGAGACAGCGGCUAACUUAGGUGUGGUGGACCCGAACGGAUCGAACGCGGGCACGCCAGUCCUCUGA